AUGAGAUCGUUCUCUGGCGGUAAGCUCAAGACACGGAAAUUUAAUUACAAACAUUAUGCGACGAACCAUGCGUUCGCACCAUACUCAGACGUAUACUUAAAGGCGUUGACAAAAGACAUUUCGACCAACAGGUCGUGGCUCAGCAGAAUGAUCGCCCGGACAUUCAAACGGGCCGAGAUGUUGAACACGAGCACAAUGCUUCACGUACUGUCGACCCUCUGGACACGUGAACACAACCGAUUGUGCGACGAGUUGUCACAGAAGUGGCCAUUGUGGACACACGAAGAGCUUUAUACCAAGGCCAGGAAGAUUGUAACCGGUCAAAUGAUGAACAUAAUGAUGACCGAAAUCCUAAAUUUGGAACUCAGACCGGAAAUGUACGACCGUCAAAUGGAAAACAUCAGUGGUUCCGGAAAACCUAUUGAACUCUACUUUAUGAUGGCUGUAUCAAAUCUGCCGGAAAAAUUUCAAUACAGUUCAACGAAUUUGACAUCUUACAGUAACACCAGGUGA
This is a messenger RNA of Metopolophium dirhodum (rose-grain aphid), 513 nucleotides long. Its product is annotated as prostaglandin G/H synthase 1-like. Bases 1 to 513 code for a protein of 170 amino acids. Lineage: Eukaryota; Metazoa; Arthropoda; Insecta; Hemiptera; Aphididae. Gene Ontology annotation, cellular component: neuron projection; cytoplasm. The transcript is spliced from 2 exons. Gene Ontology annotation, biological process: cyclooxygenase pathway; response to oxidative stress. The record is from RefSeq and is a predicted model, not a curated record. Gene Ontology annotation, molecular function: heme binding; oxidoreductase activity, acting on single donors with incorporation of molecular oxygen, incorporation of two atoms of oxygen; peroxidase activity.